AUGUUCUGGACGCGCGUCUUAUUUCCUAGUGGUGCACCACACUCUAUAUCACUUGUUCGCGAGACAAACGCGUCGAUCGCCGUGAUACUUGACUUCUCAGCUUUUAUAUAUUGGGAGCUACGUCUGCUCGACCCGGCUGCGAUUGCGGAAUCAUUGAGUGCUCCAGACUUAGUUUGUUAUAGCUGUGAAACUAUUAAGUGUAGCAAAUCCCACAUCCAGUCAAUAUCAGCAAAACCUGCUGUGCACAAAUUCAUAUCUAUAAAUGGUCGCCGCCGGGACACUUCUAGUACUUGUUUAAGCAUACUGAGAGAUCUGCUCACAGAGAAACCCCAAAAGGUUAAGAACAAUCCAGCUGCGAAUUGGACUGCUACCAUCAAGAGCAGUAAAAAGCUUCAACGUCCAAACGUAGGACUACCGAUAAAAUCAGAGAAAAAGAAAAAGCUUGUUCAAAAUAUUAUGUUGGAUAAAAAAUAUUUAUUAGAUAAACAUUUGCAUAACGCAAGACAAAUACUACUUUGCACUAACGCUACUCCGAUAAGAAUCAAUGACGGAAUAAGCUAUUGCUGUGGCUAUUGUAACGAACAGUGUGGUACACCGCCUGAACUUAAGCAGCAUUCCCAACACGAACACGAAGAUUCCGAUAAGAAUAUUUUUAUGCGUGGAACCUAUUUGAGGGAUCUCGUGGUCAAACUCGAUAUCACAGAUUUUGAGUGCACAAUAUGCGGGGCCCGGUUAAAUAAUCUGGAACACGCCAUAAACCAUUUGAAGAGUCAACACGAAAAAUCAUGGUACGACGGAAUCGGUAAUCACAUUCUCACAUUCAAAUUCAGCAAAGAAGGCGUGACAUGUUCCGUGUGUGAUAAAUUCUACGUCAGUUUUAAACUGGCUCAAGAACACAUGCGGAUGCAUUACAACAAUUACAUGUGCAGUAUUUGUGAUAUGCCCUUCAUAAAUCAACGUACUCUACAUAGUCACGUUAAAAGGCAUAAGCAAGGUGAUUUCGAAUGCAAUUUUUGUAACAAAAUCUUCGAAACUCCUGCCAAGAGGGAUCACCACGAGAGGUUCAUUCACAGAGGCGACACGGACACAAGGAACAAGUGUCCAGAGUGUUUCGAGAAAUUUGCAUCUUACAAGAAGAGACUAGAUCAUUUGGUUGAGGUUCACGGGAGAGAGCCUAUUCAGCUGAAGUGUCUGGCUUGUGACCUUACAUUUUCCAGCAGAGUCGGUUUGACCAGGCACACGAGAAGAGAUCACUUGAUGGAGAGGCCCCAUGAAUGCAAAUUGUGUGAAAAGAGAUUCUUCUCGUCGAAAACCUUAAAAACUCACAUGUUAAAACAUACGGGCCUUAGGCAAUAUCAGUGCGAUGUCUGCUCGAAGGCGUACGGUACAAAAGGCACAUUGAGGGAACAUUUGCGGAUACACGCUGACGAUAGAAGGUUUAAAUGUGAAUACUGUGAUCAAGCUUUUGUGCAGAAAUGCAGUCUGAAGGGCCAUUUGCGUUCUAAACACAAAAUUCUGAACUUGUAA
This is a messenger RNA of Diatraea saccharalis (sugarcane borer), 1527 nucleotides long. The record is from the annotation of a GenBank genome assembly. NCBI's taxonomy places the organism in Eukaryota, Metazoa, Arthropoda, Insecta, Lepidoptera, Crambidae.